UCCUCACGGCCUCCGUCGGGGCCUCCCUGGUCACGGCCUCCCCGGUCAGCGCCUCCCUCGCGGUCUCCUUCUCCCUCCCGUCCCUCCCGGCAGAGAUGGCGGCGGACUCGGACUCCUGGGACGCGGACACCUUCUCGGUGGAGGAGCCGGUGCGGAAGGCCGCCGGCGGCGGCGGCGGCGGCGGCGACCGCUGGGAGGGCGAGGACGAGGACGACGACGUCAAGGAUAACUGGGACGAUGAUGAGGAAGAGAAGAAGGAGACGACGGAGGUGAAGCCAGAAACAAAAGUCUCGGAAAAGAAAAAAAUAGCGGAGAAAAUCAAAGAGAAAGAGCGGCAGCAGAAGCGGAGACAAGAGGAGAUCAAGAAGAGGUUAGAAGAGCCCGAGGAGCCCAAGGAGCUCACGCCAGAAGAGCAGUUAGCAGACAAGCUGCGGCUAAAGAAGCUCCAAGAGGAAUCUGACCUGGAAUUGGCCAAGGAAACGUUUGGUGUGACCACCACCACGGUCAGCGGAAUCGACGCCAUGAACCCAAUUUCCAGGGAUGACUUCACGGAGUUUGGGAGGCUGCUAAAAGACAAAAUCACACAAUACGAAAAAUCUUUCUACUACCCUGGUUUUUUGGAAGCUUUAGUGCGAGACAUUUGUAUUUCCCUGGAAAUUGACGACUUGAAAAAAGUUACCAACUCCCUGACAGUGCUUUGCAGCGAGAAACAGAAACAAGAAAAGCAGAGCAAAGCAAAGAAGAAGAAGAAAGGCGUGGUGCCCGGGGGCGGACUGAAGGCGACCAUGAAGGACGACCUGGCGGAUUACGGCGGCUACGACGGCGGCUACGUCCAAGACUUCGAAGACUUCAUGUGACGUCGGCCCCGUGCCCCGGCGUCACCUCUCCGUGUCGGCCACAGCCCCUCAGCCACGUCGCACCGCCUCCUUCUCUUUCAGUUCCGCCAAAGGCUCCCUUCGGCGCCGGGUGGUUUCACCCCCUGACCCUCCGGCGGCGCGGCCACGCGGACUUGGCUCGCGCCACCCCGGGGUUCGAGUCGGGUGCCUUGGGUGUCACUGAAUCACCGAACGCAGAAGCCUUGGGGAGGGGCCGGCGGCCCCCGGCCUCACCCGUGCUCCGUCCUAGUAGCACGGGGGCAGUGCCAGGAGGCCCGGCGCCAGAGGAAGGGACCCGGUGGUCAUUCCGUCUGCCCACCCGCCCUCCCUCCUGCCCCCUUCUCCCGAAGGCAUCGGAGGAAGCCGUCGCCCCCCAGUUUAACGAGGGUCAGGGCUGCCUGCCGCCUCCGGCCUGGGCCGACCGGCGUGGGGGUCGCCGUUCCUCCCCUCGACAAACAUGCUUAGCAAACUGCACCAGUUAUUACAGUUCGGUAAAUUGUUAUGUUAACAAUUAUGACAUCUGCAGUGUUUUAUAAAACAACUAAUUUAAUAAAACCACUCUGGUGAGGACUCGA
Molecule: messenger RNA, 1450 nt
Organism: Ornithorhynchus anatinus (platypus)
Lineage: Eukaryota; Metazoa; Chordata; Mammalia; Monotremata; Ornithorhynchidae
Gene: EIF3J
Product: eukaryotic translation initiation factor 3 subunit J
Exons: 8
Coding region: 96-857 (253 amino acids)
Cellular component (GO): eukaryotic translation initiation factor 3 complex; cytoplasm
Molecular function (GO): translation initiation factor activity
Source: RefSeq, a predicted model, not a curated record